CCCACCAACCCAUGGGCUGCCAGUGUGCAGAGACUUGUAGAAACGUAGGCAGCUAGAUCCCUUCCCACCAGAGCACCCAUUAGUCCUAGGAAAGACUGGCAAGUAUGGACAAGAAGACCGCAGCUUUCCUGUAAGAAUCAAGAAGACCAACCUUGGUCAGCAUUUUGCCUUCUAUGACAAGAAAAGAAAAAAGGAUCAGAAAAAUGGAAUUUUCAGAAGUGCUACUUAAAGAUAAAGUAACUGAGGUCGACAUAGCCUACUUCAAGUUACACUGCUAGUAAGAGAUGUAAAAACCGGCAUUGCGUCACCAGCAAAGGUUGAAGAACUAUGGAAGCCAACCCCGAGCUGGUCGCCGGCACUGUUUGUGGUAGCUUUGCCGUCUUCCAGGUUCUUUUCCACUUUAUAAGUUACUGGUUUUCAGCAAAAGUCUCUCCAGGUUAUAAUAGUCUUAGCAUCGAGAAGAAGAUUGAAUGGAACUCAAGGGUGGUGUCUACGUGCCACUCUCUACUGGUUGGGAUUUUUGGCUUAUACCUCUUCUUUUUUGAUGAGCCUACCAUAGCUGAUCCACUCUGGGGUGAUUCAACGCUUGUGAAAUUGAAUAUUGCAACUGCUUCAGGCUACCUCAUUUCUGACUUAUUGAUUAUACUUUUGAAUUGGAAAGUGAUCGGCGACAAGUUUUUUGUAAUUCACCAUUGUACCGCUCUAACGGCAUACUACUUUGUCUUGAAAGAUGGAGUGCUUUCAUACAUUGCCAAUUUUCGCCUGCUUGCUGAGCUCUCCAGCCCUUUUAAGUGUGAUGUUUCUCUCUUUCUCUUUUCCAGGUGGUUCUUUGAAGCCCUGAAGUACCCCAAGUUUUCCAAAGCCAAUGUCAUCAAUGGAAUCCUCAUGACGGUGGUCUUUUUCAUAGUGCGGAUCAUUGCAAUCCCGCCUCUGUAUUUCUUUGUGUACUCCGUGUACGGAACAGAGCCCUACAUAAGGCUUGGAUUUGCAAUCCAGUGUACCUGGAUCACUACUUGUCUUGUUUUGGAUGUGAUGAAUGUCAUGUGGAUGAUCAAAAUUACAAAAGGAUGCAUCAAGGUCAUCUCUCUCAUCGGACAGGAGAAAGCCAAGACUAGCCUUCAGAAUGGGAAACUCGAUUAAAGGCGUGCUUCAUCAAACACCUUUGCUUCCAUAAGCCAUUUUCAUGCCUCCUCACACCGCGUCUACUAAUAGAUGAGUUCCUGGCAUGCUCUUAUGCUGCUCUAUUAGUUAUGAUUGUUAUUCAGGGUUUCAGUGUUUUCUUCUCUCUCUCUUUUUUAUAUUUAGAAAACAGAAAAUAAAAUUUAGUUUUCACUCCCAA
Messenger RNA from Peromyscus leucopus (white-footed mouse), 1339 nucleotides. RefSeq names its product TLC domain-containing protein 4-like. The record is from RefSeq and is a predicted model, not a curated record. Gene Ontology annotation, biological process: lipid homeostasis. Gene Ontology annotation, cellular component: membrane; endoplasmic reticulum. The coding region runs from base 328 to 1140 and encodes 270 amino acids. The transcript has 9 exons. Lineage: Eukaryota; Metazoa; Chordata; Mammalia; Rodentia; Cricetidae.